Moneuplotes crassus is the source of this 1509-nucleotide messenger RNA. The record is from the annotation of a GenBank genome assembly. NCBI's taxonomy places the organism in Eukaryota, Ciliophora, Spirotrichea, Euplotida, Euplotidae.
UUUAAAUAAAUAACAUGAUCACCCUUCCUAGGGCUAAAGAGACUUACACUUCUCACCCACCCCUGCUUGACCUAUUCGAGUCCUUUACUCGUCCCAAAGCUGAAGAUCCAGUAUAUAUGAAAUCAAAGAAGAAUAAAAGGAAACAUUUCAAAGAGAAAUAACAGGCUUAUCAAGAUAGGUGUAUUGAAAAGGUCCUCCUCCUCUAUCCCCAAAGAAUGCAGCACUCCUUCGAUGAAGGCACAUCCGACUCAGAAGAGAAAUUCUACAAAUCAACUCAGGAAUUAAGAAUAGCUCCUCGAACGAAUUUAUGGAGGAGAAAAAGUACUCCUGCACUCUGAACAUCAGCGCUGAGAGGACAUCCCAGAACAAAGAUUCAUACCAAAAUCCAUCAGUGGGUGAAGACCAGGGUACUAGAGUGGAGAGCCCUAUCCUCAAUGCGAACAACAUGAGACAUUCCUCUGGAUCUAGUUCUCCCCAGUUAAUUAGUGACCGCAAACCUGCUUCCGGGCUGAAGCAUACCAAAUCAGCUAAAAUUAUUAAUAUAAGUACUAAAGUCCCAAAAGAGCACUUUCGUAAAGCAAGGCUUAACAUCAAACUGAAGAAGAUCAAGACCAGAAAGGCUUCCAAACCUAGUCUAAAAAGGAACAGAAUUAAGAAAGGCAAUAUCGCAGGGCUUUCAAAACAUCCUCAAAUCACAGACCUGAGAAACGAAACUGUUGAGGAUGCACCAACAAAUCCUCAUGGGUACCAAGUAGGCUCUAUUUCGCCUGUAAAUGCUCACCCUCCAAAGACACAGCGUUUGGAGAAUUGUCCAAACAAAGUAACCAAGCUAGAGCCCAACCUCAAUCUGGAGAGCCCAAAGUACGAAAAAGUGCUGUUUUUUAAAAGACCAAUUACAAGAGACAGACCUAGUCCGUAUGAACCACAGAGGAAUUUUAAAAUUCUGAAGGAUUUCUUCCAAGUCAAGAUCCUUGAAAACAACUCUCCUGAUUAUGCUCCUGCUAACGGAGGAAAUUUCAUGUUCAAUUCAAAUCUAGCGAAGGCGAGUUCACAACCGACAGAGUUCUUCCAAGCAGCAAAGAAUCAAGAUUUGUUACUCUUUGCUAAAUCUGAUGCCAAUGAAGCUUUUCCUAGGGUAAAGACCUCGAUUGGAGGGUACAGGAGUACCAGUCCAGGGACGGUGACUGAAAAGGUGAUUUUGCGUCGUCCAAAGCCGGUCUCAAGGCAUAACAAGAACCCACUCAGCAGCUUCCAUCACUAAACCUCAACAAGUACCACGACCUCAUAAACAAGGCUAUCAAAAUGACUGCCAAUAACCCAAGCGAAACUAAACUCACUCGUACCAAAAAUCCAAAAUUCAAAAACCUCAACCACAAGAAGACCCCUGGCUCCCAAGAGCCUAGAAAAGCCUCCAUCAACUCAAAGCUGGCCCGUCAGUUUAAAAGCCGUCCUAAAGUGUGUAAAAAUGCAAAAGAAAUGCUUAGAAAAAGGAAUGUCCAGACAAGACAA